AUGAAGGUCGCUAUCGUUACAGGAGCCUCUUCCGGUAUCGGCCGUGCUACUGCUGUUGAACUCGCCAAGAAAGGCUACGCCAUCGCCAUCACCGCCCGCUCCCAGGAUGAGCUGGAGAAGACCAAAAAAGGAUGCAUCGACGCUGGAUGCCGAUCCGAUAAGGUGAUUGUGAUCCCGGGCGACCUCACUGAAAAGGCCACCGCUGAAAAGGUUGUGGAAGAGACCGUCAGCAAGCUUGGAGGAAUCGAUGUGUUGGUCAACAACGCCGGGUUUGCCAUCGCCGGAAUGCUGUCGGGGAUGCCGGUCGAAGAGUUUGAUCGCCAGAUGAAUUUGAAUGUUAGGAGCCUUCACCAGCUCACCCAGCUUGCCCUCCCCCACCUCCUGAAGUCCCACGGAAAUAUCGUCAACAUCAGCAGCGUUGCGUCGGAAAUGACGCAACCAGCAGCCGGGUUCUACUGCGUCUCCAAGGCUGCCCUCGAUAUGUACACCAAAUGCAUGGCGCUGGAGUUGGCACCCAAGGGCGUCAGGGUCAACAGCAUCAAUCCCGGUCUGAUCGACACGGCUUUCGGGGUCAACGCCGGAAUGUGUACGGAGGAGAACAGGGAUGAGCGAAUGGCUCCUUACAUUGCAGCCUAUCCGAUUGGCAGAGCUGGACUUCCGGAAGAGAUUGCCCACGCUGUCGUCUUCCUGGCCUCAACUGAAUCGAGCUUCACGACUGGUGCCAUUUUGCACGUUGAUGGAGCUCGUCGACUCGGUACCCGGAUCGGUUCG
This is a messenger RNA of Mesorhabditis spiculigera, 771 nucleotides long. The record is from the annotation of a GenBank genome assembly. Lineage: Eukaryota; Metazoa; Nematoda; Chromadorea; Rhabditida; Rhabditidae.